Molecule: messenger RNA, 4261 nt
Organism: Rhagoletis zephyria (snowberry fruit fly)
Lineage: Eukaryota; Metazoa; Arthropoda; Insecta; Diptera; Tephritidae
Gene: wech
Product: tripartite motif containing 71 protein wech
Biological process (GO): protein polyubiquitination; proteasome-mediated ubiquitin-dependent protein catabolic process
Molecular function (GO): protein binding; ubiquitin protein ligase activity; zinc ion binding
Source: RefSeq, a predicted model, not a curated record
GGCGCAAUUUUUCGAUGGCGUGUUAGUGUCUUGGCAGAGCUGUUACGUGAAAGGUGUAGUCUUCGUCAUUUUGUCCUUAAACCGUGCAACUGAGCGACUCCAUUGGAUUUAAUAUCAAAAUAUAUUCAAAGUGUUAAAUGUAACUUGGCCAAAUUCAACAUAAAAAGGGAAGUGCAAAAAAGCAAAAACUAAAAAAAAACUAAAAAAAUAUUAUUUUGGUUUCGGUUACAUUUUCACUGCUGCGGUGCGCCCAAAAUUGAAAAAAAAGGAAAUUAAAUGCUAAACCAGGAGGAAUUCGAGCGACACCGGAGAGAACGCAUACAAAUAUUAAAAGGCAUUAGAUUGGAGCAUAUCUAUGUGCAUCUACAUACAAACAAACAUACAUACAUAUGAACAUUUGUACAUACAUAUGUACAUAUGUGCACACAAAAAAGCUAAUGUACAUACAUAUGUAUUAAUACAUAAAAAGCAUAGCAAAGCCGAGUUAAAAAGUUGCACAAAAGUGAAGAACAAAUCGACUGACAUCUUACAAGUAAAAUCAUACAUUGAAACUAAUGCGAAAUUAAAACAUAAAAACUAAGCGAAAACACUAAAAAAAAAUUCAAUUUCAUAAAUAAAAUAAUUAUCGCAUACUCGUUAUUCUUGCAACUAAACUACGAAAAAAUCAAAAUGGGGAAGAAAUGAGUCAAGUAUUGUCUUAAUAAAACUAAAAUGCCAAGUAUCCAUAGGUAGUUGUGGGGCAACAAGAGAAAAUAUCACACCAGAAAGAGGCACAGAGAGAGAGAGAGAAGGAGAGCGUGUUGUACUACACACAUAUACAAUAAGAGAGUGUGCUAUAGAAAUUUACGAAACUAAACCAAACGAUUGGGGAUCGAAAACAAAACAAAAAUCCCAGCUCGUUAAAGUGGAAAAAAGAAGCAGCAGCACCAACAGCCGCAGAACAAAACAAAAGUCAAAUCGUUGAGAAAGGGAAACGGAAAAUACCCCAUACAUUUGUCGGUCUUUCCUUCAUUUACUAAAACAGUGAUAGUGACAGGCACAUCCACAACGGCAACCACAGCGUGAAAGACUUCAGACACAACACACACAUACUACAAACACGCAUACAAAUACACAUACGCAUAUUUGUAUGCCUGUGCCAAGAAAUUGCGCGAAGUUAAUUGUUGGAGUGGUGGACGUGCAUUCGAUUGAAAGAGGAAAUUUACUCGCCUCCUUAAGUGCGAUUUUAUGAUGGAACUACUAUCCGGCAAUUCCUCAACCGUUCAACAACAAAUGGCAACCGGCAAUAAAGUACCGAAUGCGCCCAAAACAAAUGGCAGUGGUACGCCUGCAGAACGUUUGCUAGCUGGCAUUUUCGAUUCGUUUCCUACUUGGGACAUGAAUAGCGGCGCUCGGGGUGCCAAUCCGUCGAUGGAAUCGUCAACUGACUCGCCACCUCAAAAUGAUUUCUUUUUUAAUAACUUUUUCGGAGGGUUAGAGCCAACAACCAACGAUUUCGGCGGUAUUGGCAUGGCUAGACCACCACACAUGAAUCGUGGUCCAAAAAUGUCACCAGAGUCCUCCAAUAAUUCGAGCAUCAGCUGCAGUUGGUGUGACGUGAAUGCUUCGAUUCGUUGCAUUGAGUGUAAUGAGUUUAUGUGCAAUGGCUGUUUGCGUGAUCACCGCAAUAGCCCCCUCUCCUCAAAUCACUCAAUUGUUUCGUUGCCCACACCAAUUGGCACUUCGCCCACCGGCGGCGUUUCUGCUACUACCUUGAGCGCUCCAUCACCCAAUUACGUUUGUGAGUUACACAAUGAAAUGUUGCGCUAUGUUUGUGAUUCUUGCAAAAAGUUAGUUUGCCAAUGUUGCACCCUGCACGAACACAAGGAACAUAACUACGCUUCGAUACAAAGUUUCGUAGAUGAAGCUAAUGAUAAGAUUAAAUCGGCUCUUGAAAGUAGCCGUACUGGCACUAAGUGCAUUAAGAGUAGCAUUGAUAGAGCUUUGGCAUUUAUAAGACUCAUCGAACGUAAUUGUGCCGAAUUGAGUGAAAAUAUACGCAAAGCAUUUAGGCAAUUCUUAAUUGCCAUAGAGGAUCGCGAACGUUUCUUAUUGGAAUUCGUUGAAAAAUUGCGCCAACGCCGUUUAGCUAUACUAAACGAUCAAAUGGCCGGCUUGAAAUCGGCUCUCUCAGGGCUCGCCGAAACCUCCGAUAUGUUGCACAAGAUUUCGGAAAAUACUACACGCAUGGAUCAGAUUGACAUAGCAAUGAAGGUUUCAAAUGGACAACGUCAACUUGAGCAAUUUGCUGCCAUAUACAAGGAUUUGCAGCCGAAACAGGAGGUAUUUGCAUUCCUUACACCAGACUACAACAUCUUGCAGGAGAUACGAAAUCAGGGCGCAGUUGUGCUUGUCGAUGAGCAUAAUAUACCAGUGGUGGGCGGUGGCGCCAUACUCAGCGGUUCAGUUAACGAUCUUGGCGCGGGAGCAGUUAUGCCCAUGCCUAGCGCCAGUUUGCCUGUUGCCGCUGCAGCGAUGCCUACUAACAUACGCCGUCCAUUCAUACGCGAGAACAGUUUCCGUAGCAUUCCUUCACCAUUGUUGCCCGUACGUGGCAGUAGCGCUUGUGGCAUUCAAAGCACAGGCCUGGAAUGGGAAUUGAGCGUUUUGCGUAGCUCACCGAAUUUGCAUUUCGGUGCACCGCGCAGCACGCAGGCCAUACCCGGUUGCACUGAACAUGUGAAGGCGCGCAAUUCCAAUACACCCUCGUUGUCGUUUGCCACAGAGGGUCACGAAGAUGGGCAAGUUAGCCGUCCGUGGGGCUUGUGCGUUGACAAAAUGGGUCAUGUAUUGAUCUCCGAUAGACGUAAUAAUCGCGUACAAGUUUUCAAUCCAGAUGGCACAUUGAAGUUCAAAUUCGGCCGCAAGGGUGUUGGCAAUGGAGAGUUCGAUUUGCCGGCUGGCAUUUGUGUAGAUAUAGACAAUCGCAUCAUCGUCGUUGAUAAGGACAACCAUCGCGUGCAAAUAUUCACUUCGACUGGCAUAUAUUUAUUGAAAUUCGGUAGCUAUGGCAAAGAGUAUGGGCAAUUCCAAUAUCCAUGGGAUGUGGCUGUUAAUUCACGUCGUCAAAUUGUUGUUACCGACUCACGCAAUCAUCGCAUACAGCAAUUCGAUUCGGAGGGCCGCUUUAUACGUCAAAUCGUAUUCGACACGCAUGGACCAAAUAAAGGAAUUGCUUCGCCACGCGGUGUUUGUUAUACACCAACUGGCAAUAUUAUAGUUUCGGACUUCGACAAUCACUGCUUGUAUUUAAUCGAUCCGGAUGUCAAUGAGAUCUUGUCGGCCAAAGGACACGAAGGUUCAGGAUUCCAAGAAUUUAACCGCCCUUCUGGUAUUUGCUGCGACGACGAUGGACGCAUUAUUGUUGCAGAUUCUAAGAAUCAACGCAUCAUUGUUUACAGUCCUAGCCUGGAAUAUCUAUGGAGCAUUGAAAUACGUCCAUCGAUAAACCCUUUAAUGCCGCCCAGUCUUGACGAAAAAGAUCGCACCUGCGAUGUUGCACUAAUGCCCGAUGGUCGAAUUGUGUUCCUAAUCGAAUUAUCGCCAGAUUCCAAAGAAGGCUCCAAUCCUUAUAAAAGAUUUGUACACGUUUUCUAAUUAACUAGUUAAGAGUAUGUAACGCGUAUUUCGUAUUUCGAAUAUUUUCUAUUUUUUUUUUGGACAGCAGUGAAAACGCACGCAAAACUGUUGAAACUGUUUGACUGAAAGUUACGAUCACAUUGCCAUAAACAUGUACGUAUAUUCAUACAUACAGACAUAUAACAUACAUACCUGGUAUGUAUGCAGUAAAAACAAAAACAAAAUAGUAUUAGAAGUAUGUUUAACAUAAUUUUCACUUACCUUCACUGACACGCGCUAUUCAUCCACAAAAAUUCGACCUUAACCCACAAAAAUCGCACUCAAUUCCCAUUUAUUCAUUCAUUCAUUCGUACAUAUACCUGCUUACUACAUUCAAUUACAUACUUAAAUUAUGCAUGUAUUUACAAGUAAUAUGUGUAAUUACCAAAACAAAAAUAUGAACUGUACUAGACUGAUACGGCAUGUCGAGGAGUUCUUCUAAGGAAUUUUUUUCAAAACAAAUACCGUAAAAAAGGACAAAGUCUGCUUUACGGCACGCGUGAAAAUGUCGUACGCUAACUAGUUAAACUAAUAGUUUAGUUUUUUUUUAGAUGUUUAGUUCAACUUAAUAUUUUUUUAAACAUUAAUAAUUUUAGACAUAUUA